AAUCCGCGCUUCUCAUUUGAUAGCAACAGCAAAUGUACAACUUUAUCUCCAACUUAUUUGACUUCAUUGUUUGGCUUUCAAUUAACUGUAUGAGAACCAUAAAGAAAGCCUGUGGCUUAGAAGUGAUUUAAGCGUUUGAUCGAGCAUUACACUCCAUGGCACUCGGAUUUUCUCCCAGACUAAGAACUCUUAACACCACGGGUGAGAAAACAAGAACAAGACAGUAAGGAGGAAAGGAAUGAUGAAAGACCGCCUUCAAGAAUUAAAACAGAAAACCAAGGAAAUCGAAAUCGAACUCUCUCGGGACACUCAGGUGUUUGGUGAAGCAGAGGAACAAGGCGUGAUUGUCCAGCAAGCUGUUAUUUAUGAGAGAGAACCUGUAGCUGAGAGACACCUACAUGAGAUCCAAAAACUGCAAGAGACUAUCAACAGCUUUGCUGAUGAGGUUCAAAAGUUUGGGCAGCAACAGAAAAGUCUGGUGGCUUCCAUGAGACGGUUUAGCCUACUUAAACGGGACUCUACCAUUGCAAAGGAGAUAAAAACCCAAGCAGAACACAUUCACAGAGCACUGGGUGAUUUAGUCAAGGAAGUAAAAAAGUCAGAGGUUGAAAAUGGUCCAUCAUCAGUGGUCACGAGGAUACUUAAGUCUCAGUAUGCCGCCAUGUUCCGCCACUUUCAGCAAACCAUGUUUCUAUACAAUGACACAAUAGCUUCCAAGCAAGAGAAGUGCAAGACAUUUAUUGUCCGUCAGCUGGAAGUGGCUGGAAAAGAAGUGUCUGAAGAAGACGUGAACGACAUGCUUCAUCAGGGAAGAUGGGAAGUGUUUAAUGAAAGCUUACUCACAGAAACCAGCAUCACUAAAGCCCAGCUCUCGGAGAUUGAACAGAGACACAAGGAACUUGUGAAUCUGGAGAACCAAGUGAAGGACCUCAGGGACCUGUUCAUGCAGAUCUCUCUUCUGGUAGAGGAGCAAGGAGAGAGCAUCAACAGCAUUGAGGUCAUGGUGACCAGCACAAAAGAGUAUGUUACCAAUACCAAAGAGAAGUUCGGACUUGCUGUAAAAUACAAACGAAGACACCCCUGCAGGGCCCUGUGCUGCUGUUGCUGCUGCCCAUGCUGUGGCUCCAAAUAGAGAUGCUAUUUUAGAAACGCCUCAGGGCUUAGGGGGAAGGUUUCCACAUU
This is a messenger RNA of Peromyscus eremicus (cactus mouse), 1182 nucleotides long. It is a transcript of the gene Stx19, whose product is annotated as syntaxin 19. Gene Ontology annotation, molecular function: SNARE binding; SNAP receptor activity. Gene Ontology annotation, cellular component: endomembrane system; synaptic vesicle; plasma membrane. Bases 239 to 1132 code for a protein of 297 amino acids. The transcript is spliced from 2 exons. Gene Ontology annotation, biological process: exocytosis; synaptic vesicle fusion to presynaptic active zone membrane; intracellular protein transport. The record is from RefSeq and is a predicted model, not a curated record. Lineage: Eukaryota; Metazoa; Chordata; Mammalia; Rodentia; Cricetidae.